CUUCCGCAAUAAGGUCAGAAUCAACUUUCACUCUCCACAAAUGUUGCUUCAGCUUCAAGAAAGUUCAGAACAGACGAAAUCGUUCGAUUGGUUAUUUCGACAUAGAUCAUAAUUCCCUGUUUUGGUUUGUAAGCUUCACAGUCGUAUUGAUCAGGCUUGGGAAAGUUUUCGGAAAACGUGGCCUUUGUUUUGGUUAAAGCAAAAACAAAAAUUCAAGUCUGGAGAGGAGGCCAGAUCCCGCGAGAAUGAAUGAAAAUCAUGACAUACUGGACGGCAAACCGUUCAAACUCAUCGUUUUUGGCGAAGCAGGUGUCGGAAAGUCCGGUGAGUUGUAUAACUUUGAUCUAUAGCCGUUGCUGAACUAGUUCUCAGUGUAAUUGUUGUGAUUCGAUAUCUUCGGCAAAACAACGAACUUUUCAUAGUUGUGAUAAACUGUUUCGGAUAAUUGAAUCUUAUGAUCACAAAGCCUGCAUUUUAUAUUCCGUAAGUUUUGUUUACCAUCUACGAUAGCCGGAAUAUCUCGCCGAAGGAAUCUUUCACUAUGAAAACGAAAGCAAAACAUUUUAUAUGAUAAUGAAUGCUUCUUAGUUCUUUGCUGAGGCUAACUGUCAACAAAACUUACAAACAUGACCUGGAGUCCUUGUGGUAGAUUACGAUCAAAUCAUUAAAAAGCUGGUUGCACGCAAUAAUUUAAUUUUCGAGGAAAACGCAAAUAUUUGUCUCUAAAUAAAUUUUUAAACAUUUUAUCCUUAAAAUUUUCAAAGGAAACUUUAGCUGAUUUCAACCUUGUCAAUAUCAUAAGGACACUGUCGAGAAAACAUGCAAUGAUAACGUCAUAAGUGUUGCUGGAUGAGAUGUUACUGUCUUAGCCAGGAAGAUCUGUUUCGAAUUAGAUACGACUAAAAAGAAGCUGCAGUGAAGAGGAAAUCGGAACUAUUAGGGUUGUUUUGCACGAUUUAAAUGUUUUUGCGUCAACGACAUGGUUAGAUACGAAAGUGUUUCAAUAUCCAGUCUUCCUUGGUGGCCUCUGCUUAGUGACAAACAAGUCGUAAGAGAUGUCACGCUAGCGACUUGAGUGGUCUUCAACCUCAUUCUCAGUGUCCUCUCUCUUCCUUCCUCUAUUUGCAAAGUUGUGUGAAAUAACACUUGACAUAACGUGUGCGUUUACUUUGUUAUGAAGGGCGCGAUCAGAGCCAACAAGUCAAUCUUGCCAAUUUUUUGAACGUAAAAUACAGUGUAAUCUAAUCAUGCUUGCCUUCCUUCUUUGAAAUCAAUUUUGUUGGUAAUCCUGGUUAAUUAAAAUACUUUUCGGAAUUUAAGGGAUUUUUCAAUCAGAAUUUGUCACUUUAGGACUAGAUCGUAUAAUUUAUUAUCUGAUUAUUCGUUGUGAUGUAAAGGACUAUCUAAUUCAAAUCGGUACGUGUUUCAUCUACUACGACGGGGGGAGUGUAGCAUUUAGUCGACCUACAAGUAAGAGUAAGGUAGAAAAACGGAAUAUUUCACGUAACUUGAGCUUUCGUCAUCAAAUUGUGAUUACAGAUGCAAAUUUUAUCACGUGAAGGUCAAGCAAGUGAAACUGUUACUAAAAAUUGAUGAACAAAGUUGUCGAGUUUGAUUUGCUUGUUGAGCCGAUCCAAUUUCCUGUGAAGAUUGCUCAUUGUUUCUCGCAGUAGUCACCGAGGGAAGGCGGACUACAGUUUAGGCUUUAUUAGCCUAAGACACCUUGUGGAUAAUACAUGAAUACAAAAUUGUCACCAUUACUUUUCGUCAUAAGGACUACUUAGUAUGACAUAGGCUCGACUUUAUCGUGUUCAUGGUAACAGGGUGACUUAAUACUCUUGAUCUUUCACAGCUUACCACUUGACAUAACCAUUGUAUCCAAUCAUGACUAAGAAUAAAACCUCUUCAUAGGAUAGUAAGAGCCAGAAUCCUGAUAAUUUAACUCUAAUUUACCUUUUAGCCAACCAUCUAAUCACAAUAAUAAGAAAAUUAAAACGACACUAAAAACAACAAAUAUUUAAUACAUGCGAAACAUUUUCUUUUUUUUCAUUUUUCCAAAUGAUUUUAGAGGUCUCUUGAAUAAAGCUAUCCUUUCCAUGGUCGCUGUUCAUUUGUUCGCGCCUCACGAAGUCGAUUACAUGUCAGUCAAUUUUGGGAAGGUUCUAUUUCUUGCAGUUUUGUUGACCAUUAGAUAUCCUGCCCUCUUGUCAUAUACAGCUAUCUUCACUUCCUUUCAAAUGUUUACUAAGGAAUUAUUGGAAAUUUAAGCUGAGUGUGUUCAAUCGAGGGUGGGCGGUUUAAUGUCAAGAGUUCAUUUCCGUUACACUCACUGAACCCCCAAAAAAUUUCAUUUAGCCCAUGAAAGGAGCCCAACAAUGGGCUCCCGCCUAUGUAAGUUUAUGUUAAACCAAUAUGGUGAAUGUUUGAAUUUGAUCAUAAUAACUGUGUUAAACCAACAUGGUGAAUGUUUGAGUUUGAUCAUCAUAACUGUGAUAACUGUAAAACAAUUUUGUAAUCCUCUCUAUUUCUAAGAUGAUAUGGAGUCAGUUUAGUUAUUAAAAGCUUUUCGAGAUUGUCAACGAAACCAUACUAGUUAAACAAUAAAGUAAAACUUCGGACGCCCAGCUAGCUAACUUGGCUGUUUCCAUGCCCACUGACUCAGUAUAUUUGCGUUUUUCUUGGCAACAUAACAUCGCUUUAAAAGCGUAAUUACGCACCAGUCAUUCAGUUAGUCUAAAAUUAUGAAAGCUCUCCUGAAAUAAACUAGAAUUUUGACAAUACCAACAGCCUACGCAACUUUUACAGACUAGACGAUGCUUUUGUCCAAUAGUUAAAUUAUACACACUAUUUGGUGAGAUUGUUUAAGCAGAAUUCAAAACUUUUGCCGACCUCUCCAAGGAGAAACAGUAUUUACUUGAAGUUACAGCAAAGUACUGGCACAUUACCGUUUUCCGAGAAUGCAUGAAUUGGCCUCUUGAAGACUGUUGUUUUGCGCAGCUCUUCCGGAUCCUAAAACAACUGACUUUAUUUCUCUCUUUUUCCGAACUGGUUGGUUUGUCCUCAAAUUUCUGCAAUCCACGGGGUGGUUUUAAAGCCUUCCUAUCAAGUUGCUGGGUAAACCGCAGUAAUACCCAAAUGAAUGAGUCGGAAAGCAAAGGGAUUUUUAUAAUUAGACUUUUUGGACCAAAAAGACGUUGACCAAAAAUUGAUGUGAACUGUGUGCUCAUCUUUCGCAUCUGUGAAUUUUACGCUUGAUAAUUAUGUAUCCUCGUGACAACAACGAGUGGUUCUGAAAUUGCAUCGUCCUGCGUACAGGUUGUUAUGCACGUUCUUGACUGAACCCGCAGUUGGCAUUUCAUCAAGACACGGUCACCUGUUUUCUCUUUUGAAGUUUCCAAAAAAAACCAAUCAUUCGAAGUGCGUGGCGGAAGAACAUUUUUGCCAUUCACGUACGCGAAAUCUAACUCUGUCUUUUUCGAUAUAGACUAUAUCUUGGGACACUCGAGAAAUGAAAAAAGGAAACACCUUGCGUACGACUAACCCCAUGGCAGAUUAUGACGAUUUUUUCCUGACUUUUUUAAAUCCACUUCAACCAAGGGCAUCAUUACAAACAGCAUGCUUGAGGGAAGAAAAUCACAGCGUGUUGCGAUGUUAAAUACGUGAUCGCCAUUUCAUCCAAGAGGAUUAUCCAUUCAAAUCACUUUAGCCAAUUGGCAAACAUGCCGUAUGUGUAAACAGAGACGAGAGAAAAAGAAACUCACUAAUCGCUGUAUGGCCAUUACGACCCGGGAUAUUUAGUUCCCUACUGAAGACAAUCCAAUGCCUGGAACUCGAGAACGCCUCUCCCUUCUUAUCAAUCAAAGUUGUUCUCUAGGAAAUUGAUGAGGGAAAAGUUUCUGAACUUCGUCUUUUCGUGUGUUUUUAAAGAAUUCAGUCGCCAAAAACAUAUGAAAUGCAUUGUCUAAUUUUUUUUAGGUUCAGUCUAAAAGGCUGUCCUGAAUUGCUGAGAUGCAGCUCUAACAGCUUUCAAUAGCGUAUUUUUACGACUCUUCCGGUAUGUAUUACUGUUUGGGCAACGAUGUCCAAAAAAAACGAAGGAUUAUUGUUUAGAAAAUGCGAAAUUUUCUACACUGAAUGGCUCGUGUGCUUAACGAACCUUCUAAUUACACUCGGCCAAAAGUUGUCGAUUGUUUUAAACUUUAACAAUAAUCCCUGAUGAUGAACUGGAAGAUUAAUGCCAGAAUUAACAUCAUUUCGACAGUUUUUUUGUGUAGCUACAACACUUGAUAUAUCACCCAUCUACUUUCACUCGACCGGAAAUUCGUGGUUCAGAUCCAAAGUGAUCGUGCAAUUGAUCUUCCGAUAACUGUGUUUUUCUAUCAUUAUCAAAUGCUAUGAUUCACUAAAGAAAAUACUUGAUUUGCUUAUUCAGCAUCUUGAUUUAGCUAAAAAAUAUCUAUUUCAUAGUUUCAUCCAACGCUUCAGCUUUUUUUUUUUAAAAACGUGACCUGAAAGUGGUGGUCUCUCGACUGGGUGUCUUUUUAAUUAGCAAAUUAAAGGUAUGGAAUGUUUGCGGAGUAUUACAAUUUCAAUAAAAAAACAAAGGGCGAAUUAUUUAAUCUGUGAUUAAGAUCUCUAAAUGAUGACAGGAGAUAACCUUCCAAGGGCGCAGUACAAUAAGCUGUAACUCGAUGAAUCUUUGACUUAAAGUAGUACCGUCGACAAAGACGGAUGGUGUUAAUUGCUCGUGUGCUAAAUCUAGUAGAAUUUGCUAAGGCUUUGAUGAUCUAAAAUCGGGAAGAUAGUCUUUGAUCGUCUCGCACCGGAACAAGACUUCCACGCGUAGAAAACCCAUAAUUUGUAAACAGUUAACGCCUCUUGAUUUCACUUACAAAGUUAAGAGUUGUAAUGGCUGUGAAUAAAAGUUUGGGAGUAAGCUUCGAGCAUAAACAUUUCUGAUCAAGGGAGAGAAAUAAAUCGCACGAUGAAGACAGCGCUGUUCCAUUUAGCGCGAAUGCUCCAAGCUAUUCAAAAUGAAAACCGAUCUACGGGAAGUGGGUGGUUUAUUUUUUUGUGGCAACCUGCUUGUAUAAUUAUAGCUUUGCGCUUAUAAUUAAAUUAAGCUUUGUGAAAUACCACACUCAAAAGAGGUUAACGAAAAGGUCAAAUAUGAAUGCCAUAAAAGAUAGAUGGCACAAUGGAGCGAAAAGUCCACACUAAUAUCUGCUUAUUACUUUAGACUAUCUACUUAUUACUUUUGACAUAAAUACGUGCUUGUUUAAAUUGAAAAAAUUAGUUAAAUUAAUUCCGAAAACUAUUGUUCAAAAUACACAGAAGUGGUGUUACGUCUUACUGCUGCUUAAGCAAUGCUAUCUGUUUACAAAGAGAACUGAAGUUAUCACGCAGGGAGUGGUGUUGCGUGCUGUUUCCAAUGCAUGCUUUCAUCACGUACCGGUGUGAAAUAUCGUCAAUUCGACAAUCGUUUGUUCAAAGAAGUGAAACAACGCCAAGAAACAACCGAUAUAAAUGGCCGUCAAGAUACAAUUUCAAGACUUAUGCGUUAUUUGAAGUUUAUCAUAUGUCAGUGGGGGUGAUGAAAGCACUCUUAUCACUCUCUCGAACCUCCUUGUUUGAACCUUAGCUCAUCAAAAAAAUCAUCUUCUAUAGCGCCGUCUCUUCAUUUCCUUCUACAAAUACUAAAAUUCAAUUAAUUAAACUGCCCAUACGUUUUACCGCAGAGCAGACUCGACUUUGAAGAUAUCUCAAAUUGGUUCAUACGUGCUGUCAUGUGUAAGAAAAGAUAACUUCAAAACGUUUUCUCAAGGAGGUCGAAUGUAAAUAGGGUUUGCCUUAGUAUUUCAAUCUGUUCGUCAAAAUGAGAUUUAAAUUUCCAUUAAAUUCAUAAAGACCGCUGUAAUGCUCUCACCAGUAAUGUUCAUUUGCUUUCCAAACAUCGUUCGCUACUUUGACUAAAGAUAUAUCGAGGAUUUGAAAACAUCAAGGAAAGAUUAAGCCUAAGAGCAGCAAUUACCGCUGAUGAUCCUGCGGUUAGUGAGGUGCAGAGAUACCCCAUUUUGUUAUCAUAGUCAAAGAGCCCUCCUUCCGACAAAUCGUUGUUUACUUUUUUAUCUUAAGAUAAGAUGUAAAGCGAUGAAUUUUUCUACAGGUACAGAAAUAUUAAUUUUAAUGAAGACUUCAGGGCUUCCCUGAAAUCCAAGGUUGGAAACUUGAAUACUCCUAAGUUUCGAAACGACCACAUUUAUUCAACAAGCUAAUUCCUCCAGAUGUGCAAGAUGUGAGUAAAAAGAAACAUUUCGCGGCGCAUUAUAACGAAAAGCUCUGUUAUGGUGUCAACUCUUCUUUUAAAAUGAAUGCAAAGCCUUAGAGUCUUUGUCUAAAUCGACGAAUAAGGCGAGUCGUAUCAGUACAAGAAUCUGGUGACAGUGUCAGUUCCUUUCGGUCCCAAACAAGACAAAUAAUUGUUUUAGGCUUGGCCAGAAAGCUUUACCUUAGUCACAUUUUAAAUUUUCAUAUGAGGAGCACACACCCCGAGACAGCAAUUCCGAGUACUGUAGAACUAACCGCAUAAAUAUGGACAAAACAGUCACUUUAUCGUUUUGUACCGACAUAAAUAGACUUACCUCAUACAAUUAUCUUGAUUUUCAGCUUUGAGCAUUCGAUACGUUUGCCAAGAGUUCUCGGACGCCUAUGACCCAACAAUAGGUACGUUGGACAGAUUUAUCAACCGUCAAGUGGAUAUUGCAUUAACAGAAAGAUAGUAGACAUGACGUAAGAGGUCGAUCGAUCAGCUUCAUAUAAGUUCAAUUAGGCGGACUUAUAAACAAAUUGAAUUAGCACUUGAAAGCAUCCUGUGGAGUUUAAUUUGGUUUCUUUAGAAGGGAAUCUGCACCCAGUGCCUCUCUUUGUUUGCUGAAAUUACAAAUGAAAUGGUUGGUGGGUAAAUUAAAAAGAUGGUAUUUAUGUUUUUAAACAAGUUCUUCAUUGUCUUGUCCUUUUCAUCCUUUUGUUAUAGCGAGAAAUGGCUCAUCUCCUGUAGAGGCCAGUAGAACCAUGCCGAAUUAAAAAAAAAUUUGAACAGAAUCACUACAAUUGAAAAGAUUGGCACACCCACACCACCAACUCAAAACAUAUGGCUAAAUACCAAACAAAUUCCAAAGAAACACAGAAACCUGACCACAAACAGUUCAAACACCCGGCUCAAAACAGAAUGGCUUUUCAAAUUCACACUUGGCAAAAAUCCACAAUACGAACCCAACCCAAAACAGCAACACAAAACUAAACCGAGAACAGAAAAAAAUUUGUUUAGAGCCUGAGAACAUACGUGCAUUUAGCCAACACUUGUGGUUAAACAUCUGUAUAUUUAUCUUUCACACGUUUUAUGCCCUGAAAGCUAAGAAAAACCCUUACCUUUAUUUUACACGUAUCAUUUUACUUAGAAUCGUUCAUAUAACGAUGAUACAAGCAACUCAUUGCAUCAGUUGGUUAGUUGUUGUUAAAUUUUAGUAAAGAAGGGAGAAAAAAAACUGAACAAAAAUUUCCCUCUGUUAUUCGUCGCAUGGUUGGAUGCGAAAUUUCUUGAGAAACAUCAGGAGAGGACUUUAUUCUCUCUCGGAAAGAUUCAUUGUUUCUUUGACCUUUAGAUAUGUAGAUAUGUAUCUUUAGAUACAUCAAAUCAAUCCAAAUAACUCUUUUGCUGUGGUUGUAGUGUAUUUUUUUUACUUAAGAAAUUCCGUACUUUCGAGAUAAUUCAUUUUAUUUCCAGGACUUCAGCUUGCCCCCUUCGUUCUCUUCCCAUGCGCGUUAAGACAAUUUCAAUCACUGAAAGCACGACUUUUCUGAAAAUCUUGCCUAGCAUAGCUUUGACCGCGCUAAAAUGUGAUAGAGAGUAAAUGUCUGAAAAAGUCUAGUUUUAGGAAUUAUUUGAUACACUGAGAUGCGGGCUGUUAAAUGUCUCUUAAACUUUGGUUAUUUUUAAGAGGAUAACUACGAAAUAAAUAUUGAGGUGGAUGGAUGCCCGAUCAAAGUUGAAGUGGUUGACACGGCAGGAAACGUAAGUUUACCCAAUCUCAAUUUCACUCCCACGACCUUGAAGUACAACCAUUCUUAACUCAAAGAUCAAGCUACCCUCUGAUCUUCCAGUCAUUUCAGUGAUGCUAGAACCCUGAAUUACUGUGGCUCAAGCUGUGGUGACAUUGGUCUCCAACACGUGACAAAAAGUUUACUUGACAUUUAACAAUUGAAAGUUACAAACAACACAUAACAUUUAUCAUCAUUCUCCUCCCUUUAUAUAGUUUUAAACUAGAUCUCCUUUCAGUCCAACUUCGCCCAUUCUUUGUUCAGUAAUUGUUUGUUACAUUCACCCAUGCGUAAAUGUGUUUGACUCGUAAAUAAUUUUAUUUAAGGACGUGUUCCGGCGAAUGAGAGAUCAAUACAUAAAAAGUGGGGACGGAUUCUUAUUGGUUUAUUCCAUAACAGACCGCUCUAGUUCCACUGCAAUCACGUCUUUCCAUGAACAGAUCGUUGCUGCUAAAGGAAAAAAGGACAAAAUCAUACCUCAAAUCCCCAUUAUUUUGGUUGGAAACAAAGUGAGCAAAGUUACUCAUUGUUUUCUUGAUUGUUAUUUUUGUUAUUGCUGUGGAUUCGUGCUUCAUUGACCUAUUUAUAUGUCAGUAUGUUGAUUUCUCGAUUUAUUUUCAUGUGGAUUGUGCACGUCUUUGAAUUGUUGCCUCUGCGUUAGGUAAUUAUUCCGUAGUAUCUGCUUGCGUCGUUUGCCUUUCUCCAAUUUGCACUGAUUUCUGUGAAAUCGGUUCAGAAGUCAUUAGAGAACCUUCAAAUGACGUCUACUGGAUUCGGUGAAAAAAAGGGAAAAAAAGUUUUUACAAUAAAACAUUGUAACCUGAAUAAAAUUCUGUUUUACAUCAAUAAUGCCCACAUAUCGAUCUACCACAUACAGACAAAACUGAUGUUGUUACUCUCUGGAGGAAUUUUAUCUUACUGGUGGGAUGGUUUAAAUCUUACUUUAACUCUGGCUCACAUGUAACCUCACUACAACGAAAUGCAUUCUUGACCAUCGUAUAAUUAUUUUCUGAAAUCACAAGUUCCCCGCCAUUUUGGGCAAGGCUCGGCGAAAUCCUCAUUUUCUGAAGUCGCACGUGUCUGGUUUCUAUUUUGUACUAUUCUAAAUCUUAUUUUGUUCCAUCUUCAGAGUGACCUAGAUGAUGAAAGAGAAGUUUCAUAUCAGGACGGGAAAAAAAUUGCUGCUUCCUUAUGUUGCUCAUUUUUUGAAACCUCUGCCAAGAACGACAUUGGUGUAGAUGAAGUAUUUGCCAACUUGGCAAAAAAAAUGAGAGAAUCUAGAGCGAACUCUGUCCGGAAAGCUUUCAUAAGAGAUCGACAUAGAUUCUCUUUGCGAAAUCUGUCGCUAAAGGAGAAGAAAUGUAAAGAGAAGCUGCAGGCCUUUAGGGCAGGUGAGACAAAGUCCAAACUAUCUAAGAGGGCCAAUGGAAGAUUUAGGGGACUUAUUUGCGGAGCAAGAAGUCUGGAUACCAUUGAUGGUUAG
Pocillopora meandrina is the source of this 9580-nucleotide messenger RNA. NCBI's taxonomy places the organism in Eukaryota, Metazoa, Cnidaria, Anthozoa, Scleractinia, Pocilloporidae. The record is from the annotation of a GenBank genome assembly.